Molecule: messenger RNA, 1865 nt
Organism: Thunnus maccoyii (southern bluefin tuna)
Lineage: Eukaryota; Metazoa; Chordata; Actinopteri; Scombriformes; Scombridae
Gene: asah1b
Product: N-acylsphingosine amidohydrolase (acid ceramidase) 1b
Exons: 14
Coding region: 77-1255 (392 amino acids)
Biological process (GO): fatty acid metabolic process
Cellular component (GO): lysosome
Molecular function (GO): N-acylsphingosine amidohydrolase activity; fatty acid amide hydrolase activity
Source: RefSeq, a predicted model, not a curated record
GUAGCAGCUUCCGCAGUAAACUUUAUGUAGUAAAUAGGCACUGGACGGAGAUCAUUUUGUUUGUUGUCCUGCGAAAAUGGGUCACUUUGUUUUUCUCAUUUUAGCGGUUUUAUUUUCCGUCACAUCGACUCAGUUUAUACCUCCGUAUACAGAAGACUGUCGGACAGGCAUGUAUCCUCCAAAUGGUCCCACGUUCAAAGGAUCUGUCCCUUGGUACACGGUGGAUCUCGACUUACCGCCCAGCAAGAGAUGGUCGGCUCUGAUUACUGACAAAAAAACAGACCUGGUCAACAUGAUCCAGGCCAUCAAAGACUUGGCUAAUGCUUUUGUGCCAAGUGGGAAGCUGAUAGAGAUGGUUGACGUUACACUGCCUUUGAUGGUGGAAACGCUGCCGUACCCGUUCAGUGAUGAAAUCAAAGGAAUUGCAGCUGUUUCAGGCGUUCCUCUUGGUGAAGUUGUCUUGUUCAACAUCUUCUAUGAGGUUUUCACUGUGUGCACCUCGGUUGUUGCAGAAGACUCUAAAGGUAACCUCUUUCAUGGUAGAAAUCUGGAUUUUGGAUUAUUUAUGGGCUGGGAUGCCAAAAACAAGUCAUGGAUCAUUAGUGAGAAGCUGAAGCCUCUGGUGGUCAACACCGAGUUCAAGAGAAAUAACCAGACAGUCUUCAAAUCUACAAACUUUGCUGGAUAUGUUGGCAUGCUGACUGGCAUCAAGCCUCACAUAUUCACUCUGACUAUGAAUGAGCGCUUCAGCCUCGAUGGAGGAUACAUUGGAAUCUUGGAGUGGAUCCUGGGAAAGAGAGAUGGGAUGUGGAUGAGCUUUCUCACUCGCUCUGUCCUAGAAAAUGCAACCAGCUACGAGGAGGCCAAAAAUCAGCUGGCUCAGACCAAGCUGCUCGCUCCAGCCUACUUCAUCCUCGGGGGAAACAGCACAGGCCAGGGCUGCAUCAUCACCCGGUCCAGACUGCUCAGUAUCGAUGUCUUGGAGAUUGACCUGAAGCUGGGCCGGUGGUAUGUCCUGGAGACAAACUAUGACCACUGGAAGGAGCCUCUUUUCCUAGAUGAUCGCAGAACUCCGGGCAUGAAGUGUAUGAACCAGACCACACAGACUAACGUCUCACUGAAGACCUUGUACGACGUGCUAUCGACUAAACCAGUGCUGAACAAGUUGACCACGUACACAACACUGAUGCAAGUGUCCAAAGGCAAACUGGAAUCGUAUAUCCGUGACUGCCCAAACCCCUGCAUGCCCUGGUGAUCCUCUAAGCACUGAAUCCUGAUCAAAACCUGUGGCUGUUCCUUGAAAUGUUUGCCCAGCAACGACUUAAAUCACCUAAACCAAAGCUUGUCUCAACCAUGAUGUCAGUGUGACGUUUCUGUUGCAUUUUUCAAACGAUUAACGAAUACCUAAAGCUUUGAUCGAAAUACUAAACACCUUUGUUGUGAGGGGAAAUUGGUACAGAAGUGAAUCAGCCUUUCACUUCUUCUUUUUGUUUUUACUGUAAAUAUGAUUGUAUGAGUUACAGGAUGAGUCCAUCAGUGGUUCUCAACAUGGGCUUAGGGACCCCUGAUAUGAAUUCUGAUGUGUUUCAGUUUAUGCUAAAUAUUGUUUCAGCACGUUUGUUAAGUUUCUAAAAAUCAGAAGCCAUUCUGUGCCUGCACACUGUGACACUGUUGGGUUUAGUUUGGUUCUUGUUUCUAACCAGGGUUACAAGUCAAAAAAGUUGGUUAUUUAGGUUAUUGGCCAUCACCAUGACUACUGACCAUUUCACACAGUAACACUGACCAAUGUACCGCAUAGCUGACUGCUUCCUUUUUUUUUUUUUUUUUUAAAGAUGGUUAAUAAAAUGAUUCCCUAAUUGAGUUUC